AUGGACGAGACGGAAUCCAGGGGAGUGGUCUACACCCGCUGGGGAAGAAAUAUCUGUCCGGAUCAUUCGCAAAGAUUAUAUUCAGGUAUAAUGGCUGGCUCUUACUACAAGCAUACAGGAAGUGGAGCUAACCAGUUGUGUCUCCCACUGGAUCCCCAGUUCAACAAAACCUACCCUGGACAUCAAUCCAAAUCGUAUGUGUAUGGAACUGAGUUUCAGAUAAGUUCUGGGAAUGAUGUCUUCUACACAACAAACUCGGGGGGUGUCGUCCCUCAUGACAGAGAGGCUCAGUGUGCUGUGUGCUAUACUUCGGGAAGGUUGAGUCAUCUGAUGAUCCCAGCCCGACUCGAGUGUCCAUCGGGAUGGACCGUGGAGUACCUGGGGUUUCUUAUGUCCCAACACCACACGUACCACAAGUCUGAGUACGUGUGCGUGGAUCAGGAUCCAGAUACUCAUCCCGCCACCGCUUCCAACCUCAAUGGAAAUCUCCUGUACGUGGUGGAGGCGGCGUGUGGCUCACUACCUUGUCCACCAUAUGUGGACGGUUAUGAGAUUACCUGUGUCGUUUGCACAAAAUAA
Liolophura sinensis is the source of this 579-nucleotide messenger RNA. RefSeq names its product short-chain collagen C4-like. The transcript is spliced from 3 exons. Lineage: Eukaryota; Metazoa; Mollusca; Polyplacophora; Chitonida; Chitonidae. Bases 1 to 579 code for a protein of 192 amino acids. The record is from RefSeq and is a predicted model, not a curated record.